CCAGGCACCAGCAUAGAUCUCGUGCUCGCCACUAUUAUUCUGCACAGCAACGCAUCAGCCUUCUGGAACCAUCUCGCCGCCGCCACACCACAAUCCACAACCCGUCGAAGCGAAGCAAGCAAUGGCCGGAGUCGGAUCGAAGGCCCUCGCCGUUGCCGCCGUUCUGGCGGCCGUCUCCUUCUCGGUGGCCGCCGCGGCCGAGGCGCCCGCGCCCAGCCCCGUCUCCGCCGCCGUCGCGGCGUCGUCGCCCUUCGCCGCGGCUCUCGUCGCCUCCGCCGCCGCCUUCCUCUUCGCCGCCGUCCGCCACUGAGCCGAUGGGGCCUCGUGCCUGCAGGCUACCUAGCAGUACUUCCCCCGCCGCCGCCGCCGCCGCCUAGAUCUAUUUAUUGGAGUGCUAUCCAGUAGUACUAGUAGUAGUGAGAUUUGUUCGGUGCUGUCGUGUCGUCGUCGCAUUUUGGUCGGAUCUGGUUUCCUUGGUGCAGGGAGGGUUUCUAUACCAUGUCGCGGUGUCGGUUGUGUGAUCUCAUCCCCCCCUUGUAGAUAGUACUCUGCUAUCUCGUCGUGAUCGUGAGUGGUGAUUCUGUCUGGUUGAUAUUUGCUACUGAUAUUGGUCCCAUUUGAGAUAUGCGUUGCUGCUA
Zea mays is the source of this 638-nucleotide messenger RNA. RefSeq lists its product as uncharacterized. The coding region runs from base 122 to 310 and encodes 62 amino acids. The record is from RefSeq and is marked validated. The transcript has a single exon. Lineage: Eukaryota; Viridiplantae; Streptophyta; Magnoliopsida; Poales; Poaceae.